Rhinolophus ferrumequinum (greater horseshoe bat) is the source of this 2511-nucleotide messenger RNA. It is a transcript of the gene MREG, whose product is annotated as melanoregulin. The record is from RefSeq and is a predicted model, not a curated record. Bases 367 to 1011 code for a protein of 214 amino acids. Gene Ontology annotation, cellular component: melanosome. Gene Ontology annotation, biological process: melanocyte differentiation; melanosome transport. NCBI's taxonomy places the organism in Eukaryota, Metazoa, Chordata, Mammalia, Chiroptera, Rhinolophidae. The transcript is spliced from 5 exons.
CCGUCUGGCUGGAGUCCCCGCUUCCUCCUUAGAGGGCAGCAGCGGAGCGCCUCCGGGACGCAUGCGCCCCAAUUUGCGCCCGGGGAAUUAAAAGAAAGAAAAAAAAAAGCCCCAACAAAACACGCGGAGCAAACAAAACCCAAGUGGUAGAAAGCGCGCGGGUCCACAAACCCUGGGCCGUGGAGACGCCUCCGGCCUUGCCCGCGUCACCGGCCACGGCGUGAUGCGCACGGACCGGCCCGCGACGCCCGGGCCGCGACUGUCCCCGCACCUGGACGCCGGCCCCGUGGCCGCGCCCCAGCUGCGCUCGCUCGCCGCCGCGGCUUUCUCGGAGUCCCCCGGCGCAGGCGGGGCAGCGCGGUCUCCAUGGGGCUGAGGGACUGGCUGAGGACCUUGUGCUGCUGUUGCCCGUGCAUGUGCCUGGAGGAGUCCGCCGUGCUCGAGAAGGAGCCGCUGGUCAGUGACAGCAAUCCAUAUUCUUCAUUUGGAGCAACUCUGGCAAGGGAUGAUGAAAAGAAUCUGUGGAGUGUGCCUCACGAUGUGUCCCAUACAGAGGCGGAUGACGACAGAAUCCUGUACAAUUUGAUAGUCGUUCGUAAUCAGCAGGCCAAAGAUUCAGAGGAGUGGCAAAAACUCAACUACGAUAUCUACACCCUGCGACACAUUCGAAGGGAAGUGAGAAAUAGAUGGAAGCGCAUUUUAGAAGAUUUAGGAUUUCAAAAGGAAGCAGACUCUUUGUUGUCAGUGACGAAACUCAGCACCAUCAGUGAUUCUAAAAACACAAGAGGAGCUCGGGAGAUAUUGUUAAAACUGGCUGAAGAGACCACUAUUUUCCCAACAAGUUGGGAGCUCUCAGAGAGAUACCUCUUUGUUGUGGACCGUCUCAUCGCUCUCGAUGCUGCAGAAGAGUUCUUUAAAAUUGCCCGUCAAACCUACCCCAAGAAGCCGGGGGGACCAUGCCUGGCAGAUGGCCAGAAAGAACUGCACUACCUUCCAUUUCCAAGUCCCUAGAAGAGAGGCUAGAAGGCAGAAUUGGAAUUCUUCCACUGGAACACAGCAGCCAACCAAAGUUGGACAGAUGCAUGCCGAUGAGAGUGAAUAAGCAGAGGGGGCCUAAUGAAAAAUGAUUCUGAAUCCUACAAAAAUCUGGGGAUUUGGAUAUCUGGGCUUUACAAGUACUUUGCUCUGUGAGAUGUGCAGGUUGCAUUAAAACACCCUGAUGAGCUUGCAUCAGUGAGUGGGUCGACGGGAUAGUUCAUCGUGGGUGAUUAGAUUCCAAGCAUCCAUUGCCCUUGUCUUGGUUUUGGUUGUACUGUAAGAAAGCCCGAAUGAGUAAUCCUAUUGAGAGAGUGGGAUAGUCUAGUUAAUGAAACAAUAAGAUUAAUAGCAAGAGCUCUCAUUGAGCCCCACAUGGAUUACCAAUUUUUAAGUAAUUGUUAUAUAAUAUAGGCUAACGCCAAAAUAAUACCAGGCACUAUGUGACUUGCUUUAAUUUGAAAGAACCCACAGAACCUCAGAGGGUGUCAGAGGCAUUAUUUUUGAGUGUCAGUUAUGGUUAUUCAGAAAUACACAUGUAUUAGAUAUUAGAAACGUCUAGGAGUGCUGCUCAGACAUAAGUUCCCAAGAGAAUGGUCCCAAGCAAAACUUCCUGCAGCUACAUAUAAAAGGCUCUAUCUUCAGGCAUCUUAACUUCUCAGCAUUAUUGAUAUCCAAUUACCUCCAUUGUGCUUAUUGUCCAUUUCUAGUCCAAAACUCUUGAUAUUUUAUCCAGGAUAGCAUCUGUAAACAGAAGUGUUUGACCUCUACUUUCUUCUCUUUAAUCUGUUUCCGGCUUAUCUGCUAAGAGUUGCACCUGCCCAGGGACCUCUAGUGCAGACUUGCAGCUCAGCAGGCAUUGAAGAAGGUCACUGCUGGACUUUCAUUCUGAAGAUGACUUUCAAAAUGGAGCAGUGGUGCCAAUACACUUCCAUCUAUCCACAGAUUGAGAAAUCCAGCUUCAGAAGUUACUUGCCCCUUAGGCAAGGAGCUUGCCAAGAAAUACUGGUUCAUUUUAUUGAGAAGACUUUCAGAAUUUAUAGGACUCAUCAGUAGAUUGCUGAGGACAAUGGCAAUAUUGUUACUUUUGCAGAUCUUGCUCUUCUGACUUCAGGUUAAAAAGUAACUUGUUUUUUGUCUGUCCCAGGGGACUGUGGCUUGAAAAUUGCCAUAUCCUGACUAGCAAUUUUGGUAGCGUAUACACUGUUUAAGUUAUUUGUUACAGGAGAUACAUGUUCUCCACUUAUUAAUGCGUUGCAGACCAAUUUAAGUGGUAUGUUUCAGGAAAAUUCUUUCUAGUAGAACAAGUAAGCUAAAAGUCUUAUUUUUUCAUAUUUAGUGCUUAAUCUCUCUCAUGUCGUUUAAAAUUAGCCUGCAAAUAUUUUCCCUUACUUCGGUGGGCUCUUGCAAGAUAAACAUACACACAGUGAAACAAACAAUAAGAAACAAACAAUAAAAUAAAUUUAAAAACUAGAA